GCCGGGCGACCCAGGCUGGGGUGGGAGGGCUCCCAGGGUAUUGGGGUCAGGAUGGCAUUAGCCCAGCUCAAGCCGGGCUGGGCUGACUCAGCGCCCUGCCCGGGCAGCCCGUCCCUGCCAGCCCGUCCCCGCCAGCCCUGCUCCUCCCGGGCAGAGAUGGGAGAUGGCGCCCGUGCUGCCCCUGGCGCUGCCGCCGCGGCCCCGCGUGCGCCUGGCGCAGGGGCUCUGGCUCCUGUCCUGGGCGCUGGCGCUGGCCGGCGGCCUCACUCUGCUGUGUAGCGGGCACCUCCUGGUCCAGCUGUCGCUCCUUCGCACCUUCCUGGCUCCCUCCUGCCCGUUCGCCGCGCUGCCGCAGGUGGCCCUGGCGGCGGGCGCCGCGGCUCUGGGCACGGGACUGGCGGGCGCAGGAGCCAGCAGGGCCAGUUUGGACGCAGCGCAGUACCCGCCCUGGCGCAGGGUCCUGGGCCCCCUGCUGCUGGCCGGCACCGCGGCGGGUGGCGGGCUGCUGGUCCUCUCCCUGGGGCUGGCCUUAGCUCUGCCUGGCAGUCUGGACUCCGGGCUGGAGGAGGGCCUGGGCGCUGCCAUGGCUCACUACAAGGACACAGAGGUGCCGGGACACUGCCACACCAAGCGGCUGCUGGAUGAGCUGCAGCUCAGGCACCACUGCUGCGGGCGCCGUGGGUUCAAGGACUGGUUUGGGGUCCAGUGGGUCAGCAGCCGGUACCUGGACCCCAACGACCAUGAUGUGGUUGACCGGAUCCAGAGCAACGUGGAAGGCCUCUAUCUGAUUGACGGAGUCCCCUUUUCCUGCUGCAACCCCCACUCACCGCGGCCUUGCCUGCAAGACCGGCUCUCAGACCCCCACGCCCACCCCCUCUUCGAUCCCCGUCAGCCCAACCUAAACCUCUGGCCUCAGGGAUGCCACGGGGUGCUGCUGGGGCACCUGCAGGGGCUGGCGAGCACGCUGGGCAGCAUGCUGGCCGUCACCUUCCCGCUGCAGACUGCGGUGCUCCUGGGCCUGCGGUACCUGCAGACGGCGCUGGAGGGGCUUGGAGGAGCCAUCGAUGGGGAAGGGGACGCCCAGGGCUAUCUCCUUCCCGGGGGGCUGAGGCACAGGCUGAAGACGGCCUGGCUGCAGGGAGGGGCUGCCCGCAGGCCAGCACCCGGGGAGGCCCCUCCCGAAGAGGCACCGCCCACGGAGGACCCACCUGAGGCCUAGUGGCCUGGAGCUGGGGUUGGGGUCGGGCAGAGGGGAGAAGGGCCCAUGGUGGGGAGGGGUGUCCCUGGGAUCAGAAUGAAGAACAAUUAGCAAGCUGGACGGGGCAGGAGAAAAAACAAGGGUCCGAGGGCCUAGCCCCUGUGGCCAGAACAGCCCAGAAACAGAACCCCCAGCGUGGUGGGAAGCGGCCCAGGAAGCGCUGGAGAUGCUGCCUUGCGGACUCAAAAGAAGCUUCUGGACUGAAGCCGCUGGUCCCCUCCUCCAGGGGGCGCUCCUGAGAGCAUGGUUUCCGUUUGAGAGAAGCCAGGCCAGGGUUUGACCCGGUGAGAAUCAGAAUGCGAGACGCAGACUAAUAAAACGCAGAAGAUGAGAGGCC
Molecule: messenger RNA, 1595 nt
Organism: Pipistrellus kuhlii (Kuhl's pipistrelle)
Lineage: Eukaryota; Metazoa; Chordata; Mammalia; Chiroptera; Vespertilionidae
Gene: ROM1
Product: retinal outer segment membrane protein 1
Exons: 3
Coding region: 164-1219 (351 amino acids)
Biological process (GO): visual perception
Cellular component (GO): membrane
Source: RefSeq, a predicted model, not a curated record